This is a messenger RNA of Suillus fuscotomentosus, 342 nucleotides long. RefSeq lists its product as uncharacterized. The record is from RefSeq and is a predicted model, not a curated record. NCBI's taxonomy places the organism in Eukaryota, Fungi, Basidiomycota, Agaricomycetes, Boletales, Suillaceae. Bases 1 to 342 code for a protein of 113 amino acids. The transcript has a single exon.
AUGUAUGUGAUCCUAUUAGUAUUUGAUCAAAAACUGAAAAAAAACGUCAGUUGUAUGGUAGCGCUGCUCGUGCAUGAAGAUUAUGAGAGCAAAGCAUCAUGCGGAGGGCUGAGGCUGAAAGAAGAGGACGGGAAAGACGACAUGACAGAAGACGAGAAAGAGGACGGGACAGAGGGUGGGAAAGAGGACGGGACAGAGGAUGAGAAGGAGGACGGGAUGGAGGGCGAGAAGGACAACGAGAAAGAGGACAAGAAAGAGGAUGGGACGGAGGACAGGAAAGAGGACAGGAUGGAGGAUGGGGUCAAAGAUCUUGGAGAUCGAAGUGGCGUUCUUGGCUGCUGA